CUACAUGUCCACAAAUUAACAAAGAUAAGAGAUUUGGUGUGAAUGACGUCUUCUGUCCAGGUGAAGAAAGAAAAAAGAUGUUAUCAUUCAUCAUGUUGACAUCACCUACCACUAUCACACAGCCACAGGACUUGCCCUUAGCUUUGCAUAGUGUGCCUUACAUUCCAACACUGAGCAGCCUCUCACAGCCACUCUCCUGACUGUCCCUUACACAAAGAAGAAUCAAACAGGAUGAAAGUUCUCCUUGUAUUAGCAGUUGUGGUAGGUGGCUGUGUGUUUGCUUUGCCGCCACAAUACAUCCACCACCGCCACCAGCCCCUCGAGACCUCACAGAACACUACCUCAUACAUCAAGGGGAAGGAAACACAGGUCCUGCCUCAUCAACAAAAGUUUGAUAUGAAAGGAAAAGAAGCAAAUGUGGUGUAUCAUGACAAUAAACUCGCAAGUCAGGAGGACAAAACACACAAUAUUCGAGACAAGCACAGAAGGUCUCAUUACAUCCCGAGGAACACUGAAGCCAGAAUUCUUGACAUGAACAGGAGAUACCCAAGUCGAGGAAAGCUGAAGACACUGCCAGGUCUGGCAAAGCUCAGCAAGGAAGACAUGCCACAGACCAACACCACCAACCCCAUGGAAUGUUCAUUUGCCUGUCCUCAAGCCGAGAGCAUCACACCCUGCAUCUGUGACCCUUGCGCCCGGGCCAUGAACUGCUCCGCCGUGGAUUCUUUGCGGAAGCUGUUCACCAUUUUCCACACUGCAGCAUUCCCUAACCCAAGGUUUGAGUCAUUUUUGCUGGUGUCCCCCUUACUGAAGAGUUACAAAGGUAGUGCCCGCUCAGACACUUUCCUUGCCAACACUUUCGGGGAUGUCUCCUUCACCAGCAUAUGGGUGGAGAGCAUGGCAUCUCUCACAGUAGUGGAAACUGGGGCAUUCAAGGGCAGCGAAAACACCCUCAUCAGUCUUGUCUUCAGAUGGAACUACGGUCUCACCCACUUCCCCUUCAAUGAGAUUGCUAAAAUGGAAGUGCUGCAGAAACUGGAGGUAUCAGGGAGCAGUUUCAACACCCUGCUGGCCUUCCCUUAUAACCCAAGGCUCUCCAGUCUUUUCCUGGACGACAAUCGCAUCGAAAGCAUUCCUCCACGGGUAUUCUCUGAGCUCUCCAACCUCAUGUAUCUGGACUUGGCAUACAACAGUCUGUAUGAGCUGAAUAAGGACAGCCUGCACUUCUCGUCCCAAGAUGUGAUAGCGUUCCUGGAUCACAAUGCCAUUACAUACAUUGAUGAGCGUACCUUUAGCGGACAACAGCCUAUCCUUCUUGAUGUCUCCUAUAAUGCCCUUACAGGCCUGGACCAGGGUGUCUUUCAGCCUGUACUGGACAACAUUAUUGACAACGACGACGACAGCUAUGUGGACGCCACCAACAACCCUCUCCAGUGCCCCUCCAUAUCCUGGCUGUUGGAAAAUUCAAUGUACCUCUACUUCAUGGCCUUACCUGAGCCCCCUGCACCCCUGCAAGUUGAGGUGGUCCUGAGAUGCUAACUCAUGUUCUUGAUGAUCUUUUAGGUGCUUUAUGUGAUGCUGUAAGUGAUUCCAGUGAUUUGUGAAUGGAAUGCUGGAUGUACUGAGUAAUCUAGGUGAUAUGGUUUAGUGACCUUUUGAAUGCUGGUACAGGUUGCUGUGAUCUAUCCCUUGUGACCUUUUAGAUGCUUCAGUGGUUUGUGCACAUUGUUAUUGAGAUCUAGAUAGCUUUACGUAUUAGUUGCAGCCAGUGACUCUGAGUGCCCCAUGUAGAACCUCUGUGUGUAUGCUCUUACAAUGAUCCUGUAGUAAGUGUUCCUGUGAUAAUCCAAGAUAAUAGUGAUUGUGCAUGCAAGUAGUGACUCCAGCAUUAGUGAUAAUAUCUCAGACAGGUCCUAGGUGACUCACUGACUGUACUUUGCAAACCUACACAUGGAUCCCCUUCUACUGGUCAUGUAGUUGUUCCUGUGUAAAUCUCAAGUUACUGGUGAGCAUGCAAGUGCCUCAGUGAUCCUAGUACAGUGCCUCUCAACCUUGGAUACAUGAGUGACAGUUCUCAAAAUAUUGAAGUUUUCAAGUAAGAUUUCAAAACCUUAAACAAAAAACAUGCUCAUUGUUACCAGAGUAUGUUCCACUUUCAGCUACAUAUAUACAACUAGUUAUCAGGAAAAAUGGUUACAAGCCACACUUUUUUUCCUUGUUAUGCUAGAUGUGGAUAUACACACAUCACCACUUGACAUCAUCUCCAAACAUGGAGAUCUCUACAUGGGUCAGUAAGUAAAAUGUUGAGAACUACCACUCAAGUUACAGCCUCAUACAUGGCCUGCACUGGAUUCAUGUGUAGGAUAUUGAUUUGUGUGGACAUUUUCCUUUGAACUAUCACUCCCCAGUCGCGUUCCUUAGUGGCCGCUCAGCUGUUGACCCUCUGGUUGGUAAUGGCUGUAUAACACAUUAUUUUAUUUAAUUCUAGACAAUUAUAUUAAGUAAAAAUAAAACUUCAGGAACUAAAAAUUAACUACUUGAUCACUCAUUUUGGUGUGAGUGCUCUCUGGAGUGUAAAAAAAAAAUAAAAAAAAAAUAAAAUAAAAAAAUAAAAAUAAAUAAAUAAAUUGCACUAUACGAGGGGUAACUAAAGUCUGACGUGAGGCACUACUCUGAUGCACCUAAUCCCGCGCCUCGUGAUUGUUAUCGCUUGCCGUGCCACGUUGACCGCUUUGGUUUCGAGUCACCUUAAUUAACAAGGACAAAGUGUUUACUAAUGCUGAGGAAUGUACUGUUUGACCGCCACUGUUGUUACUGAAAUGCCCUGUCUGUUAAAAAUAUAUAGUGAUUGAUAGACA
Scylla paramamosain (green mud crab) is the source of this 2858-nucleotide messenger RNA. Its product is annotated as oplophorus-luciferin 2-monooxygenase non-catalytic subunit-like. Lineage: Eukaryota; Metazoa; Arthropoda; Malacostraca; Decapoda; Portunidae. Gene Ontology annotation, molecular function: protein binding. The transcript has 6 exons. The record is from RefSeq and is a predicted model, not a curated record. The coding region runs from base 232 to 1539 and encodes 435 amino acids.